AUGGCCUCCAAAGCCAAUGGCCAGCAGGCCGGCCUGCUGAACAGCCCUGUCCUUCUACGCAAAAUCGAUCAGAUGCGCGAAAAAAAUGUAGGACAGUACCUGCCACUGCCCCAACUCGUGGCUGUCGGCGACCAGAGCUCGGGCAAGUCGUCGCUGUUGGAGAGCCUCACAGGCAUCUCAUUUCCACACGCACAGGAACUGUGCACACGUUAUGCCACGCAGAUUACCCAUCGCCGCGACGAUUAUACACACAUUGAUGUCAGCAUCAUUCCCGGGCCGCACGCCACGCCGGCGGACAGCCUGAAACUGAAGGCCUACGGCAAACGCCUCCAGUCAGGAGCAGAGCUUACAGCCCAGUUCUCUACAAUUCUCAGUGAGGUCAAUACGUUGAUGGACAUCAAGACAACCACCAAUCCAAGCGGCAGCAAAACCUUUACCGAAGACACACUGAAGAUUGAGAAAUGCGGUCCAAACGAAGACUACCUGACUGUCAUUGACGUGCCGGGCAUCUUCCGCACCACGACGGCCGGAGUCACAACGGCAAAGGACCAGGACCUCGUCCGGAACAUGGUCAAGGAGUACAUCAAGAACAGCCGGACCAUCAUACUUGCCGUUCUGCCCAGCAACGUCGACGUGGCCACGCAGGAGAUCCUGACUCUAGCCGAGAGCUACGACAAGGCCGGAGAGCGGACGCUGGGCAUUCUGACUAAGCCCGAUCUCGUGACCGAGCGCAGUGCUAAGCUUUCUGUCUGCAGCCUGGUGGAGGGGAAGAAGAAGCCCCUCACCCUGGGCUACUUUGUUGUGCGCAACCGCGGAGGUGAUGACGAGGACGAGGACGACGAGGAUGACAAGAAAGGCGGCUCCUCGUCCAACCUGUAUCAGCGGGAGGCCAUGUUCCAAGAGGAGCCAUGGCGCAGCCUGCCGGACGAUCGGGUGGGCAUCUCUGCCCUGCGUGAGCGUCUGCAGGAGCUGCUGGGACAAAUCACGCACCGGGAGUUUCCCAAGCUGCGAGCCGAGACGCGGCAGCUGUUGGAAGAGGCCCGGACGCAGCUGCGCGAGUUGGGUCCCGCACGACAGACAGAACGCGAACAGCAGCAGUACCUAUCUUCCAUGGCUGGGCGAUUCCAGAGCUUCGUACGGGCUGCCCUCAACGCCGACUACUCGGCACAUUCGGCCUUUGAGGACGAGAGGCUCCGACUGAUCACGGCCGUGGCCAACAUCACGGACGAGUUUAGCAAGGAGUUUCGCAGCAAGUCUCGCACGUACCUCUUUGAGACAGAGGACACAGACACGACGACCGCGCCGCUGGACCCUGCUAGCAGCCCUGCCGGCUCCGACAAUUCGGGCGAGAUCACGCCGGGCGGGUCUAACCGAUCCACGCCAGACGAGUUUUCCGACCUGGACGGCAUCGUGACCGAAGACACACCGGUGCUGCCACCCAUGGAGGGGAUCAAGUUGUGGAUCGAGUCGGUCUACCGGCAGUCCCGGGGCAUCGAGCUGGGCACGUUUGGGCUCGCUGUACUCACGAGCGUGUUCCGCGAGCAGUCGGCCAAAUGGGGCCCGAUGACAGAGCAGUUCCUCAGCCGGAUCAUCCGGGUUGUGCACGGGUUCAUCUUUUCUGCGCUGGAGGUCGUCUGCGUGGACGAAAAGGUGCGUGAGGACCUCAUGGCAGCCAUCAUGACCGACCUCUGCGCCCGGUACCGGGACGCGAUGGGGCAGGCCAAGCUGCUGGUGGACGUCGAACGGCAGCUGAAGCCCUAUACGCUCAAUCAUUAUUUCAAUAGCAACCAUCAGAAGAGCCAGGGCCUGCGAAUGGCAGAGACGCUACGGCCGAUCGCCCAUUACGGGUUUAACGACAAUGGCAGAACGCUCCAUGUCGACUUUGACAAGAUCGCCACCACCGUUAGCAACAAGAGCAACGAGGAGCACGCGGUCGAGAACAUCCACGACAUUCUGCGGGCAUACUACGGGGUGGCCACCAAGCGGUUCGCCGACAACGUGUUCCAACAGGCGGUCGACUACAAGCUGCUCUCGGGGCCGAGCAGUCCGUUGAAUAUCUUUUCCGAGCAGUGGGUCCUCCAACUCAGCGAGGACGAGCUGGCAGCCGUUGUUGGAGAGUCCCGCAUGACCAGAGACCGUCGGGGGAAGCUGAAGAAGAAGAUCGAGGACCUGGAGGCUGCGGUGAACAUUCUACGCUGA
Molecule: messenger RNA, 2199 nt
Organism: Grosmannia clavigera kw1407
Lineage: Eukaryota; Fungi; Ascomycota; Sordariomycetes; Ophiostomatales; Ophiostomataceae
Product: interferon-induced GTP-binding protein mx2
Exons: 2
Coding region: 1-2199 (732 amino acids)
Cellular component (GO): microtubule; cytoplasm; membrane
Molecular function (GO): GTP binding; microtubule binding; GTPase activity
Source: RefSeq, a predicted model, not a curated record